Messenger RNA from Hippopotamus amphibius kiboko, 294 nucleotides. RefSeq names its product 60S ribosomal protein L39-like. NCBI's taxonomy places the organism in Eukaryota, Metazoa, Chordata, Mammalia, Artiodactyla, Hippopotamidae. Gene Ontology annotation, biological process: translation. Gene Ontology annotation, cellular component: ribosome; cytosolic large ribosomal subunit. Gene Ontology annotation, molecular function: structural constituent of ribosome. The transcript is spliced from 2 exons. The record is from RefSeq and is a predicted model, not a curated record. The coding region runs from base 1 to 294 and encodes 97 amino acids.
AUGCUGACCGCAUCCCCUCAGAUGCAUGAGGCACUUCUUUCUAAUCUUCGUGUCAGGGCCUCCACCAAUGUCUCAGCAGCCCUCUCAGGCCACGUGUUACCUUCAAUAAAGCGGAAAAAGAGGCAGUGGCUCCUCACCACAUCUUCUCAUAAGACUUUAAGGAUCAAGCAAUUCCUGGCCAGGAAACAAAAGCAGAAUCAUCCCAUUCUCCAAUGGAUUCAAAUGAAAACUGGUAGUAAAAUCAGGUACAACUCCAAGAGCAGACAUUGGAGAAGAACCAAGCUGGGUCUAUGA